AGCAUGCUGGGAAAGGUAGUUCUCUCCGGGGCGGAGCUUAGGAGCCCCCGUGGAUUCCCGCCGGCAGGAAAGACACGUCAGGGCAGGGUGCGUCGAGGAUGGCCCGGGAGCGGAGGCGGAAAGUCCUCGAAGCGGGGCGGUUUCAGGAGAAGGGGCCCCGGGCUGCGGCGAGGAAGGAGCGGCUGGGCGCGAGGAAGCCCCGGCUCGGGCAGCUCUGCGCUCUCCUGGCGCUGGCCUCGGGGGCGCUGGGCUGCGCCGCCUUCGCCUACAGCCUCUACGCGCGGCGGUGGCUCGCGGGUCGCGCCGUCACCCUCCACCCGGCCCCCCGCAUCCUAGAGCCCAACAGCAGCAGCCCCGCCGUCGCGCCCCAGCUCUUCUGGGGUUCCUACCGGCCCCACGUCUACUUCGGCAUGAAGACCCGGAGCCCCCAGUCGCUGGUCGCAGGCCUCAUGUGGAUGCACCAGCUGGAGGGGGACAUCCAUCUGCGCCACACAUGCGAGCAAAGUGACAGCCUCCCACGCUAUGGCUGGCUGCUUCACGACGGCAUCAAUUUUGGGGUCCAAGAGAUCCACGACAUUGGCUUCAGCUUGCAGACGGAGUUUUUGAAGCGCCCUGGGGGCCAGCACGGAGGAGACUGGAGCUGGAGGAUCACUGCUCGACCUGAGAGGACUGGGCCCCAGGUCCCCUUCAUCUCCUUGCUCUUGUACGUGGCAACUGAUGGGCAGGGGAUGCUGCAGCCUGUGGUAGAGGAAAAGACAGCCCGGCUGGCAUCCGUGACAGGCACGACGGAGGAGCUGGGCCACUUCACCAUCACCUUCCAGCAACCCACCACUGAGGCUGGUACAACACCUCUGUAUGCCAGUUACAACUACCUGCAGGCAAAGGCCGCAGGGCUGAACCGCCUGAGUGAUGUGGUGAGAGCCAGCCUGACCCCUCGCUUUGCCUACGCCCCACUAGGGGCACCCAAGCGCCGCUACUUUGGGGUGGACACGUACCGAGGCACGCCUGGGGAGGGCAAGCCAGGCAGCCAGCUCCUUGUUCAUCAGGUCACUGUGGCCCUGCCCUGCCGCCUAGAAGUGGCCUUUGAGUCAGGGAGCGUGGCUGACCGCCCUGGGCAGCUGGUGGGAGAGGCCCUGACACAAGGCCUGGGCCAGCACGUAGCUGCCUUUGAGCGUCGCUUUGAGGCCACCUUCCAGCUGGCCCGCAAGGGCUACUCUCUGCAGGAGCAGCACUUUGCCAGGGCCCUGCUCAGCAACAUGCUGGGUGGGAUGGGCUAUUUCUAUGGGCACUCGCUGGUGCAGUCUCCUCACGCAGAACUCCCCCAGGCCUACCCGGAGGGACCCCUCUUCACAGCGGUGCCCUCCCGCUCCUUCUUCCCCCGGGGCUUCCUGUGGGACGAAGGCUUCCAUCAGCUGCUCCUGGCCCGCUGGGAUCCAGCCCUGAGCCAGGAGGUGCUGGCCCACUGGCUCGAUCUCAUGAAUGCUGAGGGCUGGAUCCCACGUGAGCAGAUCCUGGGCGAAGAGGCCCGCGCCAAGGUGCCUGCAGAGUUUGUGGUGCAGCACAGCAGCGCGGGCAACCCCCCCACCCUCUUCUUGGCAUUGCGGCAGCUGCUGGCUCAGGGCACAGGGGAGACCAGCUACCUGCGGCGCCUCUACCCUCGUUUGCAAAGCUGGUACAGCUGGUACAACCACACGCAGGCUGGGCCGCUGCCCUACACCUUCCGCUGGCGUGGCCGAGACCAGGAUACCCAGAUGUUCCUCAACCCAAAGACCCUCACGUCUGGGCUGGAUGACUACCCAAGGGCUUCUCACCCCUCUCCGGAUGAGCGCCACCUGGAUCUGCGCUGCUGGAUGGCUCUUGCCUCAGCUGUCAUGGCAGAGGUGGCCACGCGGCUGGGGGAGCCAGCAGGGGACUACCAGCACAUGGCGGAGGUCUUGGCUGACAACCAGCUGCUGGAGCAGCACCACUGGGCCCAGGCCCUGGGCACCUUUGCAGACUAUGGGAACCACACCCAAGCCGUGGCCCUGGAGCGCGAGAAGCUUCGGCCCCCUCCCCCAGGCCAGCCUCUCCCCACCCCACGGCUGUUGCGGGUGGCCCGCAAGCCCCCCAAGCUGCAGUUUGUGGGGGGUGCCUUUGGCUACGUGAGCCUCUUCCCUUUGCUGCUGCAGCUCCUGCGCCCCGAUUCACAGCACCUGGGCAGCCUCCUGGCAGAUAUGCGCAGCGAGAAGCACCUGUGGACCCCCUUUGGCUUGCGCUCCCUCUCGCGCACAAGCCUGUUCUACCUCAAGCAUAACACUGAGCACGAUCCUCCUUACUGGAGGGGGCCCAUUUGGAUCAACAUCAACUUCCUGGCCGUGCGGGCGCUGCACUACUAUAGCCAAAUGGAGGGGCCAUAUCGGCAGCAGGCGGCCACCCUGUACCAGGAGCUGCGAGCCAACGUCAUUCGCAAUGUCUUCCAGCAGUACCUGGAGAGUGGCUAUGUCUGGGAGCAGUAUUGUGACCACACCGGCAAGGGCCAAGGCUGCUACCCUUUCACAGGCUGGUCGGCCCUGGUGGUGCUCAUGAUGGCUGAGGACUAUUAGCAGCGGAUGGGUUGUUGGGAACUGUAUAUGGCUGGUGCUUUUAGAGGGCCAGGCUGCCUCUGCCUGCUCUCAGUGGGCACUCUGCUUGCCCUCCCUCAGGUGUCUGGGCUGGGGCAGCCUGAGUCAGGAUCCUGGGGAGAUGACCUUGGCUACUCUCCUUCCACCUUAGUCCGGGAUCUUUUUAAUUUUCUAAUGAAAUAAAGCUGUGAAGCCGGAA
Messenger RNA from Rhineura floridana, 2799 nucleotides. RefSeq names its product mannosyl-oligosaccharide glucosidase (gene MOGS). Gene Ontology annotation, molecular function: Glc3Man9GlcNAc2 oligosaccharide glucosidase activity. Lineage: Eukaryota; Metazoa; Chordata; Lepidosauria; Squamata; Rhineuridae. The record is from RefSeq and is a predicted model, not a curated record. The transcript is spliced from 5 exons. Gene Ontology annotation, cellular component: endoplasmic reticulum membrane. The coding region runs from base 99 to 2582 and encodes 827 amino acids. Gene Ontology annotation, biological process: protein N-linked glycosylation; oligosaccharide metabolic process.